AUGAGAUCAAACAUGUGGGGCCUUUUUAUCCUGGUUGCUCUGUCUCUUUGGAGCGAGGGCCAAGCCUUCACGAAGAACCCCAUCCUGUCCCGGAUACGCCGGGCUCCGGAGGCCGACGGGGAAACCAAGAAGUGCUCCUACACCUUCCUGGUCCCCGAGCAGAAGAUCACGGGCCCCAUCUGCGCCGCCCGGGGCUACUCCACCGACAAGGACCGCGUCACCCGGCUGGACGUGGCCUCGGUGCGCGACCUCCUGUCCAAGCAGCGGCGGGAGAUGGAAACCCUGAAGCUGGUGGUGGACGUGGACGGCAACCUGGUGAACGAGAUGAAGCUGCUGCGGAAGGAGAGCAGGAACAUGAACUCCAGGGUGACCCAGCUUUACAUGCAGCUGCUGCACGAGAUCAUCAGGAAAAGGGACAACUCGCUGGAGCUGGCCCAGCUGGAGACGCGCAUCCUGAACGCCACCGCCGAGUCUCUGAGGCUGGCCUCCAGGUACAGGGAGCUGGAGGCCAAGUACGCGGCGCUGUCGGCCGUGGUCAACAACCAGUCGGUGCUGAUCGGAGCCCUGGAGGAGCGCUGCAUGCAGGUCUACAGCCGCGGCCACGAGCAGGCGCCCCUGGGACCUCCGCUCGUGCAGGUGGUUCCUGAGAACAUUCCAGUCAGCGUGCCCCGCUUCACCAAUGAGAUCCAGACAGACAACAGCCGAGGGUUUGCCAGGGAAAGGGGUUCCCGCUCGGGGCCCCCGCCCACAAGGGGCACCCUGGAAGUCCAGAAAUCCGAGAGAAACUUCAGCACGGAGGGCCCGUUCCGAGACUGUCUGCAGGCUCAGGACGCCGGCCACAUCACCAGCGGGAUGUACCUCAUCAGGCCAGAUGAAGCGGAGAGGCCUCUGCAGGUCUGGUGUGAACAGGAUAUAGACAACGGGGGCUGGACUGUGAUCCAGCGCAGAAAAGACGGAUCGGUUAACUUCUUCAGGAACUGGGAAAACUACAAGAGCGGCUUCGGCAACAUAGAUGGGGAAUACUGGCUCGGCCUGGAGGGCAUCUACAACUUAGGGAGGCCGGGUGACUACAAGCUGCUGGUGGAGCUGCAGGACUGGAUGGACAAGAAGGUGUACGCUCAGUACAGCAGCUUCCACCUGGAGCCGGAGAGCGAGGGCUACCGCUUGCGGCUGGGAACGUACCAGGGCAACGCCGGGGAUUCCCUCAGCAGCCACAACGGCAAACAGUUCACCACUCUGGACAGAGACAAAGACGCCUUCUCAGGUAACUGCGCCCAUUUCCACAAAGGAGGCUGGUGGUACAACGCCUGCGGUCAGGUCAAUCUCAACGGUGUCUGGUACACCGGAGGAGUCUACCGCAGCAAAUUCCAAGACGGUAUGUUCUGGGCCGACUACGGCGGAGGCUUCUACUCCAUGAAGGCCGUCCGCAUGAUGAUCAGGCCCAUAGACUGAGACAACGGCGUCCUACAGACUGGUCGGGGA
Menidia menidia (Atlantic silverside) is the source of this 1482-nucleotide messenger RNA. The record is from the annotation of a GenBank genome assembly. NCBI's taxonomy places the organism in Eukaryota, Metazoa, Chordata, Actinopteri, Atheriniformes, Atherinopsidae.